AGGCUCAGAGCAGGAAAAAAUAUGCUCACCGUAAUUUUACUCAUCUUUCUCCUGAACAUUCCACUCCUUGUGGCUAGUUUGAUUUAUCCCAGGUGCUUUUGGAGUAUGAAGAAUGAAUACCAGGAUAGAAACCUGGGAACAGGUUGUAUGUUCUUUAUUGUAGCAGUGCAACAACCUGUGGAAAAAGAGUAUUUCAGUCAUAUUUCGAAUAUACAAACACCUACAGAAAACCAAAAGUAUCCUCUCGCCUUGGCUUUUUCCAUGAAUGAAAUCAACAGGAACCCUGAUAUUUUGCCAAAUAUGUCCUUAGCAUUCAAAUCCUCAGUACACAGUUGUUAUUUGGAAUCCCAAUACACUAGUCUCUUUUCUUUGGCUUUACAAAAUCAUGAAAUUCUCCCUAAUUUUAUCUGUACAGAAGACAUCAAGUGUGGUGUGGUACUUAGCGGACUAAAAUGGGAAACAACAGUGACACUUCAUAUAAUCCUAAACAAUUUCAUGUUUCAGCAGUUCCGUCAGCUUACUUAUGGACACUUUCAUCCUGCUCUGUAUGAUCAUGAAAAUUUUCCUCAUCUAUAUCAGAUGGCCUCUGAUGAUACAUCUCUAGCCCUUGCUCUCGUCUCCUUCAUAAUUCAUUUCAGUUGGAACUGGAUAGGGUUGGCCAUCUCCGACAAUGAUCAAGGAACACAUUUUCUCUCUUAUUUGAGAAGAGAGAUGGAAAAAAAUACAGUCUGCUUUGCCUUUGUCAACAUUAUUCCAGUCAAUAUGAAUUUGUACAUGUCAAGAGCUGAAUUGUAUUACAGCCAAAUUAUGACAUCAUCCGCAAAUGUUGUUAUCAUUUAUGGUGAUACAGGGAAUACGUUAGCUGUGAGCUUUAGAAUGUGGGAAUCUCUAGGUAUACGGAGACUAUGGGUCACCACCUCACAGUGGGAUGUCACUCCUUUGAAGAAAGACUUCACAUUUGAUAAUGGAUAUGGAACUUUUGGUUUUGGACUCCGCCACAGUGAAAUUUCUGGUUUUAAAUAUUUUGUUCAGACAUUGAAUCCUUUCAAAUACUCAGAUGAAUAUUUGGUAAAGCUGGAAUGGAUGUUUGUUAAUUGUAAAAUCUUAGAAAAUAAAUGUAAGACACUGAAGAACUGCUCCUUUAAUCACUCAUUGGAAUGGCUAAUGACACAUACUUUUGACAUGGCCGUUAUUGAAGGGAGUUAUGAAAUAUACAAUGCUGUGUAUGCUUUUGCCCAUGCACUCCAUGAGAUGACUUUACAAAAUGUUGAUAAUCUUCUCCUUGACAAUUAUAAAGAACAAAAUUAUAACUGCAAGAAGGUUUAUUCCUUUCUGAGCAAGAUUCAAUUCACAAAUCCUGUUGGAGACAGAGUGAAUAUGAAUCAAAGAAACAAACUGAAGGAAGAGUAUGACAUUUUCUACAAUUGGAAUUUUCCACAGGGACUUGGAUUUAAAGUGAAAAUAGGAAUAUUUAGUCCAUAUUUUCCAAAAGGUCAACAGCUACACUUAUGUGAAAAUAUGAUAGAAUGGUCCACAGGAAGUAUACAGAUGCCAACCUCUGUGUGCAGUGCCGAUUGUGGUCCUGGAUUUAGAAAAGUCUGGAAGAAUGGAAUGCCAGCCUGUUGUUUUGACUGCAGUCCCUGCCCAGAAAAUGAAAUUUCUAAUGAGACAAAUUUGGAAUUGUGUGUCCAGUGUCCAGAGGACCAAUAUGCUAACAAAGAGCAGAAUCACUGCAUUCACAAAGCUCGUAUCUUUCUCACUUAUGAUGAACCCUUGGGGAUGGCUCUUUCCUUAAUGGCCUUAUGCCUCGCUGCACUCACAGUUGUGGUUCUUGGAGUCUUUGUGAAACAUCACAGAACUCCCAUAGUUAAGGCCAAUAACUGUACUCUCACCUACAUCUUGCUAAUCACACUCAUCUUUUGUUUCCUCUGCCCCUUGUUCUUCAUUGGCCAUCCAAACUCAGCUACCUGCAUCCUUCAGCAAAUCACAUUUGGAGUUGUGUUCACUGUGGCUAUUUCCACUGUGUUGGCCAAAACAACCACUGUCAUUCUGGCUUUCAGAGUCACAGCCCCUCAUAGAAUGAUGAAGUACUUUCUUGUUUCAAGGGCAUCUAACUACAUCAUUCCCAUUUGUACUCUCAUUCAAAUUAUUGUAUGUGCCAUCUGGCUAGGAGCUUCUCCUCCUUCUGUUGAUAUUGAUGCACAGUCUGAGCAUGGUCACAUCAUCAUUGUUUGCAACAAGGGUUCAGUCACUGCUUUUUACUGUGUCCUGGGAUACCUGGCCUGCCUGGCCUUUGUGAGCUUCACACUGGCUUUCCUUUCCAGAAACCUGCCUGUCACCUUCAAUGAAGCCAAGUCCAUGACAUUCAGCAUGCUGGUGUUCUGCAGUGUCUGGGUCACUUUCCUACCUGUUUACCAUAGCACCAAAGGCAAGGUCAUGGUGGCUGUGGAGAUCUUUUCCACCUUGGCUUCUAGUGCAGGAAUGUUGGGAUGCAUUUUUGUACCAAAAUGUUACACAAUACUGUUUAGACCAGACAGAAAUUCUCUUCAACUGAUCAAGGAGAAGUCAUCUUCACACACUCACAUUUUAUAA
Molecule: messenger RNA, 2592 nt
Organism: Rattus rattus (black rat)
Lineage: Eukaryota; Metazoa; Chordata; Mammalia; Rodentia; Muridae
Product: vomeronasal type-2 receptor 116-like
Exons: 6
Coding region: 22-2592 (856 amino acids)
Biological process (GO): G protein-coupled receptor signaling pathway
Cellular component (GO): membrane
Molecular function (GO): G protein-coupled receptor activity
Source: RefSeq, a predicted model, not a curated record